CACCUGCGCCCGCCCGCAGCCACCAUGGCAGCUGCCAGCAUGUCUGGCCCAGACAUCGAGACGCCGUCUGCCAUGCGGCCAGAUGACGCCAGUGUGGCCCGCAAUGUAGGGGUGACCAUCCUGAAGAUGAUCGAGGAGGUGGGCGCCAUCAUCAGCACCUGGCCUUGCAACAGCCAGAACAGGGACCACUGUGUGGCCACUCUGGCUCGAGUCCAGCACACUGACUUCCUGUGGCCCAUGUGCAUCGGUGAGGUGGCCCACAUCAGCACAUUGAUCACCUACACCUCCAAGCACUCAGUGAAGGUGCAGGUCAACGUGAUGUCCGAAAACAUCCUUACAGGUACCAAAACUACCAAUAAAGCCACCCUCUGGUAUGUGCCCCUGUCGCUGAAGAACAUGGACAAGGUCCUCGAAGUGCCUCUUGUUGUAUAUUUACGGCAGGAGCAGGAGGAGGAGGGCCAGAAGCGAUACAAAACCCAGAAGCUGGAGCGCAUGGAGACCAAGUGGAGGAAGGAGGACGUCGUCCAGCCAGUCCUCAACCCAGAGUCGAACACUGUCAGCUACAGCCAGUCCAGCUUGAUCCACCUGGUGGGGCCUUCAGACUGUACCCUGCACAGCUUCGUGCAUGAAGGCAUGACCAUGAAGCUCACGGACGAGGUCGCCGGGAUGGUAGCUGCACGCCACUGCAAGACCAACCUCGUCACAGCUUCCGUGAACGCCAUUAAUUUUCACAAGAUCAGAAAAGGCUGCAUCAAGACCAUCUUGGGACGCAAGGCCUUCACGAGCAAUAAAUCUGUAGAGAUAGAUGUCUUGGUGGAUGCCAACUCUGUUGCGGAUAGCUCCCAGAAGCGCUACCAGGCCGCCAGUGUCUUCACGUAAGUGUCACUGAGCCAGGAGGGUGGGUCGCUGCCCAUGCCCCAGCGCUUGCCCGAGACCCAGGAUGAGAAGAAGCGCUUUGAAGAAGGCAAAGGGCGGUACCUGCAGAUGAAGGCGAAGUGGCAGGGCCACAUGGAGCCUCAGCCCUAG
This is a messenger RNA of Piliocolobus tephrosceles (Ugandan red Colobus), 1026 nucleotides long. RefSeq names its product putative cytosolic acyl coenzyme A thioester hydrolase-like. The record is from RefSeq and is a predicted model, not a curated record. Lineage: Eukaryota; Metazoa; Chordata; Mammalia; Primates; Cercopithecidae. Gene Ontology annotation, molecular function: long-chain fatty acyl-CoA hydrolase activity. Gene Ontology annotation, biological process: fatty acid catabolic process; acyl-CoA metabolic process. Gene Ontology annotation, cellular component: cytoplasm; cytosol.